GCAUCAACCAACCUCGACAGAAUACUCCUGCUUGGGUGCUUCCUGCCAACCACCGCCAUUAGCAUCACUCACUGCCUCCCUCCCAAAAAAUCUUACCCGCUAAGAAAUGAAAUGAAAUUAAAAUUACAAAAAUCUCACUAUAAAUGAGGACAUAACACAUUUAAACACUGCACACGACAAUGCCAACAAACUCGCAGCAACAGUUUCACGCUUUCUACGAAGGAUGGAUCCAACGGAAACAGACUCUCCUCGACGAGCUUCUCACACUUUCCGACGCUCCCGACUCCCAACACAAACACAUCGCUCUCAUUGAAUCCGUUCUCUCCCACUACCAACAAUACUUCGAGCACAAAACACGCCUCCAAAACGACGACGUUUUGCUUCUCUUCUCUCCCACCUGGCUCUCCACCUACGAGCGAGCACUUCUGUGGAUGGGAGACUACAAGCCUUCCUUAAUCCUCCGCCUCGCCGACACCGCUCUUCAAGAUCUCACGCCGGACCAGAUCCGUGCGAUUGAGAGGGUCAGGGCGGAGACUAGGACCGGGGAGAGGGAGCUUUCUGCUGCAAUGGCGGCGUUUCAGGAGAGCGUGGCUAGUCCGCGCGUGUUGCAACGCGCUAGGAGAGUCGGGAGGUUGUUGGAUGGGGAGAUUGAUGAGCUUGAUGAGUCUAUGGGGGGGAUGAGGAACGCCGUGGGAGAGCUUUUUCAGAGAGCGGAUGAGUUGAGGGUGGCUACGGUUAGGAAGGUCGUGGCGGUUCUUUCUCCGCCGCAGACGGUUAGGUUUCUUGCCGCAGCCUUGGGGUUUCAGCUACGUGUCAGGCGGUGGGGGAUGGAAAGGGACCAGUCCCGUUGACGCCUUUGACUUUUUUUUUUUAAAUCUUUUUCUUAGAAGUAAAACGAAAACAAGUGCUCUGUGUUUUUUUCCUCACACUGUUCUGUGCAGUGUGAGCUGUUUUUAUCAUGAUGAUAAUGAUUAUGAUUGUUAAUCGGAUACAUUUAUUUAUCAGUUCCACCAUAAGUUUUGGCAUCUACAUUUAUAGUAACUGUGUCAUCGUUUCAAAUCAAUCCUCAGAUUCUAAAUUCAAAAUAUAGAAACCACCGGUAGCAAUAAUUGCUUAUUGUAGCCAAUAUUUUGGGGGCAAGAUAUACAAAUAAUCGUAUUUUUAUAGUGUUAGCGUAUUGAAUAUUGAUGCAGUAAUUUGUUAUGUUUCUUGUAUACUCCUUUAUCUAGCAGCUUGUGAAAUUCUCUUCUCCAAUAACAACGUCAGGAUUUUGCUCACUCUUUCUCAACUUCACGCCCUAAAUCCUCUGUCCUAUCACUCACUCUUUUUAGAUUUCUCCCCAAAUCCUCUUCUCCAACAACAACGCACAAUUUUUUAUUUUGCUCAUUU
Molecule: messenger RNA, 1389 nt
Organism: Arachis stenosperma
Lineage: Eukaryota; Viridiplantae; Streptophyta; Magnoliopsida; Fabales; Fabaceae
Product: protein ZW2-like
Exons: 1
Coding region: 180-851 (223 amino acids)
Biological process (GO): DNA-templated transcription
Molecular function (GO): sequence-specific DNA binding
Source: RefSeq, a predicted model, not a curated record